AUGGCCGACAUACAAGGAACCAGCCGCCCGACCGUCGACGACCUGACUGGCGACAACCACUAUGCACAGCUGGCCCGCAAGCACUGGCUUAACAAGACCAAGCAGCCAAAGGUCCAGCGCGAUGUGAUUGAGAAAGAGCUGUGGACACAAUUGGAACAAGAAGACUUUGGCUCGCUGCUAUUGCUGGAACAACUGCAGCUGCUGGACCUAUACCUCUGGCCUGGAUACACCGACGAUGCCUCGAAUCACCACGUUCUGCUGCUGGUUAUGCUGGUCAAUGUGAAGCGCCGCGAAGGUCUUGCCGUAUGGGACUGCUUCCAAAUCUACUCGGAGAACUUCUCGUCCUUGUUCCGUCGCGUACUGUCCAUGACCAUCGACACGACCAUCCCAACCACCCUCCGAACACAUCUCCUCACCUUCAUCAUCAUCGCAUACCAAUCUCUCGAUAGUGGUAUUGUCAGGAAGGAGUGCGCCCCGCUGGUCAAUAUCGCCGUUUGGCACAAUCUGCAUAGCGAACAAGCAAGAGAUGCACACUUGGAAAAGGCUGUACAACUACAAAAGGCGUGGAGAGCGGCGAACAAAAGAUAUGAUGCUUCAGAUGCUCCCACUCAAGCUCGCCUACGCUUUGAGAGAUCAUGGCUGUACUCGUUGACCCUCGACUUCUUCGACCGCCUGUACGACACAACCUCCAAAUCUCGUUCAGAUAACAUCCUUUACUGUGAGCGCUUUAUUGAAUUGCUGUCCGAUCUGCAGAGUCAAUUGCCAACCAGACGUUUUGUCAACACUCUGCUACAGGACCUCAAUGCCUUGUCCGUAAUCAAGCUCUCACCCAUGUACGCCGAUGAGGGCAAUGCUCUUUUACGCGAUCUUUACAACCUUCUUCAACAUUACACUACCUUCCCCAUCGAGGACCACAGCGGCCGACAGUACACCCCUCUCGAAUUCAAUCAACAACAUCACGCCGCUUUGACGAAACUGCAGAGAGUCUCGUUCAAGCACUUCCAGAACAAGCUAAAGAUUUUGGUUCUGGCCAACUUUGCCUCGUUAGCUACCAGAGACGAUCUACAGAGCCAUUUGACUUCUUUGUCUGACGACGAGGUCAUUGAGCUAUGCCGUCUGCUCGGCUCCCGGACCGACUACCCUAGCUCAACUCUCGUCACGCGCGACCGUACCUUCUACAUGGAGAUCCUUCUUUCUGCCCAUGAAAGUGUGCCCAUGUAUCAGCAGAUCAUGCAAAACAUGGCUGUCGUUCCUACUGAAAGUACAAUCUACGAUUCCGCCUUUGUUCGCAACGAGAGCUAUAAUGGAACUAGACCGUUGGCUAUUCCAAAGUUGAACCUCCAAUAUCUGACCAUGGGAGACUUCUUGUGGAGAUCGUUUGUCUUGUACAGAGCGGAAGCCUUUUAUCAGAUCCGCAAGGAUAUUGAGGACACUGUCAAGAGGUUACAACCUAGAAAAGCCGGACCAACCACCAAGUUUGACGGCUUCUCCAAGAUGGCUAUCCCCAUCACGAAACCUGCUCUCAUUGAUGUCGCACCUGCCAAAGUUUCGGAACUUCAUCCUUCUAAGGUAGAGGUGGAGGUGACUCUCGAUGUAAGCCGCUUGGGUCCCAACAUUCGUAAGGAGUGGGAGACACUACGGUCAGGCGACGUGGUGUUCUUGGUGUCCGUCCAGGUUGCAGACACAACAUCAGUCUUCAGUAAUGGUGGAUCUGAAUUGGCCGAUGUAGCAGACAGACAUGGUGUCAAGCAUGUACGUUCUGCCGAAGUUAUCAAUGUGCUUGACGAGAACGGUCGCGUGCUGCGCGAACAAUCCCAGGCUCAAACUAACGGCGCGGCUUCGAGAGGCGGACGUCAACGAAGACUUCUGCUCAAACUCGAUCCUGUCGCGUAUCAGCAAGACAAAGAACGCACAGACAAGGGCAAGCCGGAUGUUCUCGAGACUAUCAACCUUCUUGUGCGACGCCAAGGUCGCGAGAAUAACUUCAAGUCUAUUUUGGACUCCAUCAAGCAUUUGGCUUUGUCUGAUGUACCCGCUCCUCAAUGGUUGCAGGAAGUGUUCCUUGGUUACAGUGAUCCGGCUGCUGCAACUUACCAGCGCUUGCCAAACAGACUGAGCUCUAUCGACUAUCGGGAUACGUUCCUGGAUUGGCAGCACUUGGUUGAGUCAUUGCCUGGCAAGACUGUCGAGCCGGAUGCAAAGCUGAACUCGAGCUUUCCUCCGCCAUAUGUGCUCGAGACCACAGUAGUACCACCUGCAGAGGCUAGACCCAGUAAAAGGCGCAAGCGUGAACAAGUCGAAGCCACGCCAGCUCCUGCCGUGGAAGCUGUCAAGGUCGGAACUUACAAGCCUGCAAACCCUGGUCCAUACCCUGUUGAUGCACCUAAGUUAAACAGUGUACGCUUCACACCUACACAGAUCGAGGCAAUCACAUCAGGAACUCAACCGGGUCUGACUGUCAUUGUCGGUCCUCCUGGAACCGGCAAGACUGAUGUCGCAACACAAAUCAUCAACAACAUCUACCACAACUUCCCUGAACAACGCACAUUGCUUGUUGCACAUAGUAAUCAAGCGCUCAAUCAGCUUUUCCAGAAGAUAACAGCUCUAGAUAUCGAUGAGCGUCAUCUUCUCAGACUCGGACACGGCGAGGAAGAACUCAAGACCGAGGCAAGCUACAGUAAGCAUGGCCGUGUUGAGUCUUUCAUGGAGAACGCCGGUGUGCAUUUGUACGAAGUCAGUCGACUGGCUGCUAGCAUCGGCGCCCCCGGUGCUCACGGCAGCAGCUGCGAGACUGCCGACUACUUCAACCAAGUCUACGUCAAGCCCGCCUGGACAAAAUACUGGGACGCCGUGAACGCAGGAGCAGAACCGCAACAGAUUAUCGAUACCUUCCCUUUCCACGCAUACUUUGCCAACGCCCCUCAACCACUUUUCCCAGCCACUGCCUCUCGCGAAGAACUGGUCGAUGUAGCCUCAGGCUGCAACAACCAUCUCGACCACAUCUUUGCCUCUCUCGCCGACACCCGCCCCUUUGAGAUCCUGCGCACCGCCCGCGACAAGGCAAACUACCUCCUCAUCAAAGAAGCCCGCAUCAUCGCCAUGACAUCUACUCACGCCGCCAUGCGCCGCCAAGAAAUCUCAGACCUGGGAUUCCGCUACGACAACAUCAUCAUGGAAGAAGCAGCCCAAGUCACCGAGAUUGAGAAUUUCAUCCCGCUCGCACUCCAAAAACCUCGCGAUGGAGAGAUGAAGUUGCAACGUGUAGUGCUUGUGGGAGAUCACCUGCAAAACUCUCCUGUAGUGCAGAAUCUGGCGUUCCGACAGUAUGCGAAUUUGGAGCAGAGUUUGUUUUUGAGGCUGGUGAGGUUGGGUGUGCCGACCAUAACUCUCGAUCAGCAGGGUCGUGCGAGACCUUCGCUUGCUGAGUUGUAUAAAUGGCGAUACCCAAGCUUAGGCAACCUGCCUCUGGUAACCUCCUCACCGCAAUUUUUGCAAGCGAAUGCUGGGUUUGCGUUUGAUUAUCAAUUCAUCGAUGUUCCUGAUUACAAAGGCAAAGGUGAAACUGAACCUUCUCCUCACUUCAUUCAGAAUCUGGGAGAGGCAGAGUAUGCGGUUGCUAUUUACAUGUACAUGAGGUUGUUGGGUUAUCCAGCGGAGAAGAUUUCGAUACUGACGACUUAUGCGGGUCAACGCGCGUUGGUCAGGGAUGUGCUUAAGCAUCGCUGUCAGAGUAAUCGUAUGUUUGGGUUGCCGGGCAAGGUUAGCACGGUGGACAAGUAUCAGGGCGAGCAGAAUGAUUAUAUCAUUCUCUCACUCACACGCACCACGCAACCUGGCUACCUCCGCGACAUCCGCCGCUUGACCGUCGCACUCUCCCGCGCACGUUUAGGUCUCUACAUCCUGGGUCGCCGCAGCGUGUUUACCUCUGUACCUUCCCUCUCCACAGCCUUUGCUUCUCUGCUUUCCCGCCCUGCUGCCCUCACUCUGUCUACGGGAGAAAUGUUCCCUACUCAACGAGCUGUGGAGCAACAAGGAAAUAUCGCGGAAAUGGAGGGAGUGGAGCAUUUGGGGCAGUAUGUGUUUGAGAUGACGAAAGCAAAGGUUGAAGCUAUCAAGAGGGGCGAAGGACAAUUGCCGCCGGUUAGUGAGAAUAGGGAUCAGGAGAUGGAGGAUGAAGAUGAGGAAGUUUAUGCUGAGGAUGAGGGGAUGGCUGAUGAGGAGGAGGAUGUGGAGAUGUUGUAG
This is a messenger RNA of Aureobasidium namibiae CBS 147.97, 4242 nucleotides long. RefSeq names its product putative DEAD helicases superfamily protein. Gene Ontology annotation, cellular component: catalytic step 2 spliceosome. The record is from RefSeq and is a predicted model, not a curated record. Bases 1 to 4242 code for a protein of 1413 amino acids. Lineage: Eukaryota; Fungi; Ascomycota; Dothideomycetes; Dothideales; Saccotheciaceae. Gene Ontology annotation, molecular function: mRNA binding; helicase activity. Gene Ontology annotation, biological process: mRNA splicing, via spliceosome. The transcript has 2 exons.